GCGGAUGUGAUGUGAUGAAUGUGUUGAAAAAAAUGGAAUGUAUGAGUUGAGAACUCAUUUUGCAACUGAAUAAACCUAUUUUUCAGCUAGCAACUGAUUCAGGUCAUGAUUUUAGUAAGUUGUUCAUAUUAGAAGAUCUCUCAAAAAGAUGUAUUUAAAUUUAAGAGAAUUAGGGUCGCAACUAACAAUAACUUUCUUUACUGAUUCAUCUCAUGAUUAUGUUCUUGAUUAUUUAGCCUAUAAGAUGAUAGAAAAAAAUGAAAAUGUCUAUCACAGUACUUCCAUGGUGAAACCUUGAAUUACCUGUUUUGUCUGACCAACAGUCCCAAACCCAAAAUAUUCAGUUUACAGUGAUAUAAAACUGAGGAAAACUUUUAGAAAAAUAUUCUCACAGAUGAUCAUUGUCAGUAUCAUUGUCAUGGAACUAAUGUUUCAAAAAUGACUUAAUCUGAUUAUCAAUAUUGGUGGCAGUUCUGUUAAUUGUGUAAUCAAUCGAUAAACUGUUGCAAUUUCAAAGGAAUUCUGCAUUCCACACCAUGAAGGAUGAUGUUGACAUGAAGAUAACGUUUUAGUAGCCAUUUAAACUACAUUUAACCUCUAGCACAUCUGAUUAAUUUUAACUUGUGUGACCACUUUAUGCUUAAGUUACAUUCUUUUCCAUACACGUUACGAAUGAGAGGGGGGGCAUUUGCACAUUCAAGAUCUGUGCAAUAUUCAUUUAUUGCUAUUGCUGUGUGUAUGCUGUAUUUCAGCUCCAGCAUUUCCCAAGUCUUUAUGUGGCGAGAAACGUAGAAUGACGCGUUGAAAAUUCAGCGAGUGUAACUUUACAUGCAAACACUAGAGGGCAACAGUAAAGACAGUGCAGUAAUUUCAACUUCCGGCCUUGGAACGGAAACGACGUCAUACAGUCGCACCGUGUUUACUAACGGCGGCUAAAUGGUCGUCGGAGAAAUAAAGUUGUUGUAACUACAAAUCAAUUUAAUCCAACGAGCAGAGCCCAGAUAAUUAAGGAUGGCGGAUCCUGCGGUGGCAUCGGGAGGUUCACUGAACGCAGGAGGGCGUGGGAGUGGUGGUAAAGCAGCUUCUAGCCCUGCAGAGAACUACCACCUGGCCAGACGUCGCACCUUGCAGGUUGUUGUCAGUGCCUUACUGACGGAGUGUGGCUUCGAGAGUGCAGAGAAGGCAGCAGUGGAAACGCUCACUGAGAUGAUGCAGAGCUAUAUUACUGAAAUAGGUCGAUGCGCUAAAUCUUAUUGUGAACACACAGCCAGGAGCAUUCCAACCCUGUCAGAUACAGUGGUCACACUCAUCGAAAUGGGUUUCAAUGUUGACACACUGCCUGUGUAUGCAAAAAGAUCACAGAGAAUGGUUAUAACUGCCCCUCCAGUGACAAACCCACCCGUGACUCCCAAAGCUCUGUCAGCCGGUCAGAAACGCACACAUCCGUCUCACAUUCCGAGCCACUUCCCAGAGUUCCCUGACCCUCACACCUAUAUCAAAACACCAACAUUCAGAGAGCCUGUUUCAGACUACCAAGUGGUGAGAGAGAAGGCAGCAACUCAAAGGAGAGACGUGGAGCGAGCACUCACACGCUUCAUGGCCAAGACCGGAGAAACUCAGAGCCUCUUCAAAGACGACAUCACUGCCUUCCCAUUGAUCGCAGCACGGCCGAGCACAAUCCCAUAUCUCAGUGCCCUCCUACCAUCUGAGCUGGAACUGCAAACUCUGGAGGAGACGGAUUCCUCUGAGCAGGACGACCAGACAGACAGCGAGAACACAACAGGAAACAUCAUCACUGAUGAUCCAGGAGCUGACAAAGAGAACUCCAUGCUCCCUCCCAGUGGCGUUGUUCCCUCUACAAAGGCCAGUGAGGACAAUGUGAUCGACAACCCGUACCUCAGGCCUGUCAAGAAACCCAAAGUGAGGAGGAAGAAAUGAGUCAGGGCCUACCUGAACCAAUAGACUCACAUUUGGCCAGUGGUUGGUGCUUUCAGCAGUCCAGUCAGUGAUUUCCCCCCAGAGAGGAGCGGCCCGGUGUUGAAGCCUGCUGUGUUAGCCGGGAUCAGCGGCUGCUUUUCCUCAACGCUGGGACCAGUACUGCUGUUGACUUUGGCAGGCUGACUGACUUCUAUUGCCUUUUUUUGUGUUGAAAGUCAUUAUUUUCAGGAGGCCCUCACUUUGUUUAAAUUUUGUGUGAUAUGAUUUUGUAAGCAACAUCAUAGUGUAAUAUACAAAAACAAGAAUCCAGUCAUUUUGUGAAUAAAGAAAAAUAAGUUUCUUUUUUAAA
Messenger RNA from Seriola aureovittata, 2287 nucleotides. It is a transcript of the gene taf8, whose product is annotated as TAF8 RNA polymerase II, TATA box binding protein (TBP)-associated factor. NCBI's taxonomy places the organism in Eukaryota, Metazoa, Chordata, Actinopteri, Carangiformes, Carangidae. Gene Ontology annotation, cellular component: transcription factor TFIID complex. The transcript has 8 exons. The record is from RefSeq and is a predicted model, not a curated record. Gene Ontology annotation, molecular function: protein heterodimerization activity. Gene Ontology annotation, biological process: transcription initiation at RNA polymerase II promoter. The coding region runs from base 1012 to 1938 and encodes 308 amino acids.